This is a messenger RNA of Durusdinium trenchii, 881 nucleotides long. Lineage: Eukaryota; Dinophyceae; Suessiales; Symbiodiniaceae. The record is from the annotation of a GenBank genome assembly.
AGCCCUUUUUGCUCCUUGGCAGUAGUUUGGCUGCUUGUACAUAGAGAUGGUGGAGUCAGAUGGUGAUGACACACUUUACGAGAUCUUAGGCAUCGAUGAGGACGCUCCACUGGAUGACGUGGUGAAGGCCUAUCGCCAGCGCGCGCUGGCCGAGCAUCCGGACAAGGGCGGGGACGUCGAUCGCUUUGACGCGCUGAAGAAGGCCUACGAGGUCCUCAGUGACCAGCAAAAGAGGCAAGCCUACGAUGAGAAGUUGGCCAAGGACCGAGAACGAGAAGAACUGGUCGAAGGAGGUCCCAGUGGCGGCUACUCCAAGCAACAGGUUCAAGCUCCGAUGGCUCGGGUGAAGACAGCACCCACCUUCGGCUCGAAGAGACAAGGGCGGAUGCGCACGGCGCAACCUGGAAGUGGCCCCUACUGUCCUCAGGAGUGGAAAGGUAUGGGCUCCGGGCAAGCCCUCCUGAAGAUGCUCACGGAUGAUAUCACUGCCGAAGAGAAGACUCAGAAGCUCUUAGAACAAUAUGUGGCCCUUCCGCGCUGCAAGGAAAGACGGCAGGAAUGGGCAAGUGGUCUUAGAGGCAAGGACAAGCAAGAUCUCAAAGCAGCAGCGAAGAAGAAGGAACAGCAGGAGCGUGCCAAGUGGUCUGCGUGGCUCAGUAAUGGCGUGCAAGCCGCCAAGGCUGACAGCAAGCCUAAGGCCAAGGCCAAAUCCAAGUCCAAGCCUACUCCAAAGCCGCGUCCCAGCAAGCCUGAGGACCUAGCGCCCGAGGAGUUGGCGCCGGAUUCCGGGGCGGAGCCGCGGGUGGCCCAAACGGGCUAAGCCCCCGGAGAGCGAGGUCGAGCGAUCGAUCUGCCGCGCUCGCGAUGCUAAGCCGAGCCAA